GCGAGGGUUGCGGGGCGGGGCCUUGUGCGGCUGAGUCUAGCUGUGAAACUGGGUGGUGGGUGGCUAUGUGGCUUCGCCGCCGGGGGUUGGGGGUGCCCUCCGCCUCUGCCUCUGAGGGCGGCACGUCCUCCCCUGCGUGGACUGAGAUGGGGUCUUGGGUGCGGACGAUCUUCGGGAGGCUGAAGCAGCGGCUGAGGCUCGACGUGGGGCGCGAGAUUUGCCGUCAGUAUCCGCUGUUCUGCUUUCUGCUGCUCUGCCUCAGCGUCGCCUCGCUGCUCCUCAACAGGUACCUGCUGGUGGCCCUGCGGAGGCCGCUCGAGAGCCCGCAGGUUGCUGGGCNGCGGGCAGGAGCGCACUCUGCACGGCGGUCUCGGGAAGGGCGGCCCAGGUUGCGCCCGGAUAUGCGGACGGGUGCAUGGUCCACAAAGGCCAUUAAUCUAGAACAGAGGUUGUCAAAGCUGGCGGGAGAAGAGACCCUCCUUGGGAAUCACCAACAGUAUGGAUUGUUGGACUUAGGCCCAGAUUUUGAUGAGAAAGUUCUGGGCUACUGCCCUGUCAAUAGUAUUGUUAAAAACUUUCCGCAAUUAGGACUUCAAGAGUUAUUUCCACAAGGACAUAGCUGUGCUGUUUGUGGUAAAGUGAAAUGUAAACGACAUAGUGUUGGAAAACUUUGUCUAUCCGUGGUACAGGUGGAUAUUCCAUCUAUUAUAACCAAGAAACUAUUAAAAGCAGCAAUGAAACAUAUAGAAGUGAUUGUUAAAGCAAGACAGAAAGUAAAGAACACGGAGUAUUUACAACAAGCUGCUUUAGAAGAAUAUGGUCCAGAGCUUCAUGUGGCCCUGAGAAGUCGAAGAGAUGAGUUACAGUAUUUAAGGAAACUUACUGAGUUACUUUUUCCUUAUAUUUUGCCUCCUAAAGCAACAGACUGCAGGUCCCUGACAUUACUCAUAAGAGAGAUCCUGUCUGGUUCUGUGCUUCUUCCUUCUUUGGACUUCCUAGCUGAUCCAGAUACUGUCAAUCAUUUGCUUAUCAUCUUCAUAGACGACAGCCCUCCUGAAAAAGCAACUGAACCAGCUUCCCCUUUGGUUCCAUUCCUGCAGAAAUUUGCAGAACCUAGAAAUAAAAAACCAUCNGUGCUGAAGUUAGAGCUGAAACAAAUCAGAGAACAGCAGGACCUUUUGUUCCGCUUUAUGAACUUCCUGAAACAAGAAGGGGCCGUGCACGUCCUGCAGUUCUGUCUGACAGUCGGUGAGGCUUCCUCUGCGUUUCACCAAGUUGCUGAAGGCCCGUACGUAGAUGUUGUGAAGCUGCAAACGAUGAGGUGUCUUUUUGAAGCAUACGAGCACGUCCUUUCCCUGUUGGAGAGCGUGUUCACCCCCAUGUUCUGCCACAGUGAUGAGUAUUUUAGGCAACUUUUAAGAGGUGCAGAAUCGCCCACACGCAAUUCCAAAUUCAACAGAGGUAGCCUAAGUUUGGAUGAUUUCCGAAGCACACAAAAAAGAGGAGAAUCGUUUGGAAUCAGCAGAAUAGGAAGCAAAAUUAAAGGCGUAUUCAAGAGUACGACAAUGGAGGGAGCUGUGCUGCCUAAUUAUGGGGUGGCUGAAGGCGAAGAUGACUUUAUUGAAGAAGGGAUUGUGGUCAUGGAGGAUGACUCUCCAGUAGAAGCUGUGAGCACACCUAACACUCCUCGGAACCUCGCUGCCUGGAAAAUUAGUAUUCCGUAUGUGGACUUUUUUGACGACCCCUCCUCUGAAAGGAAGGAGAAGAAGGAGAGGAUUCCUGUGUUUUGUAUUGAUGUUGAGAGAAACGACAGACGAGCAGUUGGACACGAGCCUGAGCAUUGGUCUGUCUAUAGAAGAUAUCUUGAAUUCUAUGUUCUUGAAUCAAAACUAACAGAAUUUCAUGGCACAUUUCCCGAUGCUCAGCUUCCAUCCAAAAGGAUCAUUGGCCCCAAAAACUAUGAGUUUUUGAAGUCGAAGAGAGAGGAGUUCCAGGAGUAUCUGCAGAAACUUGUGCAGCACCCGGAGCUGAGUAACAGCCAGCUUCUGGCNGACUUUCUCUCCCCCAACGGUGGCGAGACACAGUUUCUGGAUAAGAUACUUCCAGAUGUAAAUCUUGGAAAAAUUAUAAAGUCUGUUCCUGGGAAACUAAUGAAAGAGAAAGGUCAGCAUUUGGAGCCAUUCAUCAUGAGUUUCAUUAAUUCUUGCGAAUCCCCCAAACCUAAACCGAGCCGGCCGGAACUGACGAUUCUCAGCCCCACUUCUGAAAACAACAAGAAGCUUUUCAACGAUCUGUUUAAGAAUAAUGCAAACCGAGCUGAGAACACAGAGCGAAAGCAAAAUCAGAACUACUUCAUGGAGGUGAUGACUGUGGACGGAGUCUAUGAUUACCUGAUGUAUGUAGGGCGAGUAGUUUUUCAAGUCCCAGACUGGCUUCAUCAUCUUCUAAUGGGAACUCGAAUCCUCUUUAAGAACACCCUGGAAAUGUACACAGACUACUACCUCCAGUGCAAGCUGGAGCAGCUGUUUCAGGAGCACCGGCUGGUCUCCCUCAUCACNCUUCUCAGAGAUGCUAUAUUUUGUGAAAAUACUGAACCUCGCUCUCUCCAAGAUAAGCAAAAAGGAGCAAAACAGACGUUUGAAGAAAUGAUGAAUUACAUUCCAGAUCUGAUAGUCAAGUGUAUCGGUGAAGAAACCAAGUACGAAAGCAUCAGACUCCUGUUUGAUGGCUUGCAGCAGCCAGUGCUCAACAAGCAGCUGACCUAUGUGUUGUUGGACAUUGUGAUACAGGAGCUGUUCCCAGAGCUAAAUAAGAUGCAGCCCCUGAAGACAUCUCACCAUGGCAUCACAGAUCAGGUUUCCCAUGUUGCAUUCCCUGAAGCGGCACGUCUGAGUGGAGCCAUCCAGGUAGACGAUUGUUCUCCCGAGUUCCUGGGUAGAAUAAUUAUCUAAUUUUAUCCUCCAUUGGUUAAUGUCUGCU
This is a messenger RNA of Mus caroli (Ryukyu mouse), 2979 nucleotides long. Lineage: Eukaryota; Metazoa; Chordata; Mammalia; Rodentia; Muridae. The record is from RefSeq and is a predicted model, not a curated record.